GCCGGGCCAGGCCUGAGGAGGCGGCGAAGCCCCGGGACGGGCCCGGGAGCAGCGGGAAAAACGGGAAAAAAAACGGGAAAAAAGCGGGGAAAAAAGCGGGAAAAGCGGGAUAAUCGGGAUCAGCACAGCGCCCACCCCACCGCAGUUAUGGUGUUUUACUUCACCUCCAACGCCGCUCCCGCCGCCUACACCAUCUACAUGGGCAAGGACAAGUACGAGAACGAGGACCUGAUCAAGUACGGCUGGCCCGAGGACGUCUGGUUCCACGUGGACAAGCUCUCCUCAGCCCACGUCUACCUGCGCCUGCACAAGGGCCAGACCAUGGAUGACAUUCCCAAGGAAGUUCUGAGCGACUGCGCCCACCUGGUGAAGGCCAACAGCAUCCAAGGCUGCAAGCUGAGCUCGGUGUCGGUUGUUUACACCCCCUGGAGCAACCUGCGGAAAACUCCGGACAUGGACGUGGGGCAGAUCGGAUUCCACCGGCACAAGGACGUGCGCUCGGUGACGGUGGAGCGGCGGCCGUCGGAGCAGCUGCGGCGCCUGGAGCGGACGCGCGUGGAGCGAUUCCCGGACCUGGCGGCCGAGCGGGAAUGUCGGGAUCGGGAGGAGCGCGGGCGGCGCCGGCAGCAGCUGCAGGAGCUGCGGCGGGAACAGCGCGAGGAACAGCGCCGGAAACGGGAGAUGGACGAGCUCAGGAGCUACAGCUCGCUGAUGAAAACGGAGAACAUGAGCUCCAACCAGGAUGGGAACGACUCCGACGAUUUCAUGUGAGGAUCCCGGAGCCGCGGAAUUCCCGGGAAAACGAACUCCGGCUCCGGGAACGCUCCGGGAGAACGGGAGGGAAUUCCCGGGAAUUCCCGGGGGAGCCAACAAAGCCUUGGAUCUGCA
Messenger RNA from Pseudopodoces humilis (Tibetan ground-tit), 888 nucleotides. Lineage: Eukaryota; Metazoa; Chordata; Aves; Passeriformes; Paridae. The record is from RefSeq and is a predicted model, not a curated record.